Messenger RNA from Cantharellus anzutake, 1839 nucleotides. Its product is annotated as kinase-like domain-containing protein. Bases 418 to 1770 code for a protein of 450 amino acids. Gene Ontology annotation, biological process: intracellular signal transduction; protein phosphorylation. The record is from RefSeq and is a predicted model, not a curated record. Gene Ontology annotation, cellular component: cytoplasm; nucleus. NCBI's taxonomy places the organism in Eukaryota, Fungi, Basidiomycota, Agaricomycetes, Cantharellales, Hydnaceae. Gene Ontology annotation, molecular function: ATP binding; MAP kinase activity. The transcript has 6 exons.
GCUGCUGCCGGCGGUGUGAAGAAACCUCAUCGUUUCCGUCCGGGCACUGUUGCCCUUCGUGAAAUCAGGAAGUAUCAGAAGUCCACAGAGCGCAAACUUCCCAUUAUUCAGCCUAAGGAUUUGGCUCUUGGUGCGUUAACUAUUCUAAGAUUGCUUAUUCUCAUAUGUCCCACUAGCUCGACGAUUGCGCGGGGAGAGGACUGCCUGAGGACACCAUGGGACGCGCGCUUUGGUUCAUUGUUUUUGUUGUCUCGGUUUGUAUAUUAAACCAUUCCUAUAGUACUUGUGCAAUUGAAUCUGUCACGAAUCUAACUUUUGUUGCUUCAUCAGCUUUGAGGCUGAGCAGAGGACCUGAUUAGAACUUGUUACGUGAUUCGUUGCAGUGGCAAUCGACCCAGUGGGGGAGCGGUACCUGCGAUGAGCUUUGACAGUGAUGAUCUUAAUGGUCGGUCUGGUGAUAAAAAGUUCCUGGCAGAUGGGGUACAAUCGACUGUCUAUCGGGAGCCGGAUGCUUCAGGAUCUAGCAAUCGGGACGGUUGGAUAGCUGUUAAGAUUGUCUCAUUCCAUGCGCAGAACUCCGUUCGACCUCAUAACAUCGUGCGAGAGCAUCAGUUCCUGGCAGGGUUAGAUCAUCCUAAUAUCAUCCGUCCUUUCGAUUUCUACAGGAAUGAUGACUUGCAGCAAUACGAGCUCCGCAUGCCAAUCAUCCCUCUUUCCCUCGAUGUACUACUUGACUCACCCCAUUUCAUUCCAUCUGCUCCUGUUGUGGACAUCCCACUUCCAGAACCGCCUUUCAUCUCAAUUUCGUCCGGAAAGCAAGACACCUUCAUAAUUCUUGCGAAGUCUAUUAUGUUCCAACUUGUUUCAGCCAUCGCUUAUUUACAUGGUCUUGAACCCGCCAUUGCUCAUCGAGACAUCAAGCCUGGAAAUGUACUUAUUGACGACACCGGCUGUAUCAAGCUCAUCGACUUUGGCAUUGCGUGGGAUGGAGAAUUGCGCCACCUCGGGGUUAACUUGCAUGGGAAUAAGCAUGAUUCUCCAUAUCAACACAAGGCCGAGACUGCAGACUCGAUGUGCUGCCAAGUUGGGAGUAGUGUUCAUCGCGCUCCCGAACUCUUGUUUUCCCCUGAUACAUAUAAUGCUCCCGCGACAGAUCUCUGGAGUCUAGGCGUCACCUUCGCUGAAUUUUUCACUCCUCUCCGCCUUAUAAUUGAGGUUGACUGGGAUGACGAAGACGAAACUAGCAACCGGGGUGAUGGAGACGGCACUCUAGAGAAGUGUUCCUCUCUCAUUAUCCCUGAAAGACCUAUCCCUAGUCAAUCUACUCACUGGUGCCGAGAAUCGUUAUUUGAUGGCUCCCGUGGCGAGCUUGGUCUUAUUUGGAGCAUUUUCCGAAUACGCGGCACGCCGAAUCCGACUACUUGGCCGGACCUUGAAAAACUUCCUAGUGCUAAGGCGAUGGCCUUUCGGGAGACGCAGCCAAUCGAACUCGCUUCAGUUCUACCAAACCUUCCUGAGCCAACUGAUAGCAGGUCGUUCAUACUGGACAUGCUUGAGCGUCUCUUGGUAUAUGAUGGAUCAUCGAGGAUAACUGCUCGCGACCUGCUAUCCCAUCCCUUUUUGGCCAACACAACAGUCCCGUUGUUGUUCCCUGCGGACUACAUGAGUGCAACUUCUCAUCCAGAUGCGUCCUAUGUUAGGGAUGGGAUGUCAAUGAGAGAUAUUUUGCAGCCCGGAAUCGAAUCGGCUUGGGAGGCCAUGGGAUUGUGACAGGCUUCAGUAAUUGUCUACCAUCUGACUCCAUUGUAAGGGAAAUACAUCGACUUAUAGCCUUUUCUG